Molecule: messenger RNA, 852 nt
Organism: Effrenium voratum
Lineage: Eukaryota; Dinophyceae; Suessiales; Symbiodiniaceae
Source: the annotation of a GenBank genome assembly
AUGUUCGCUGUUUGCAAGCCAUGGGCCGCUGCUCUUGCUUUGUCCUAUGCCUUCUCUUGGGGUGCAUUUGGUGAGCCAUGCGUUCGGAAUUCUGAAGUGCAACUUCCGAGUGGUGGGGUACUUCGAUUCCAUGAUGUAGGUGCCUUUGCACAAUCCAUCUACACACCCGGGGCGAAUAUCUGGCUGGAUGACUACGUGGACGUUUUGACGGUUGUUUGCUUGAUGGCGGAGGAGGAGCGGACAAACGGGCGCAUCGGGCUGCUGGGGCUGGGCGCCGGCACAAAUGCACGGCAACUGCUGCAGUUGCUUCCUUCCAGGCGCUUCCUUGCCUGGGAGACAUCGCAGGCCGUGCUCUUGGCUGCGGAUUCCUGCGGCGGCCUUGGCUCCGAACGAAUGGAGGUGAGAUGCGACGACAUCCUCUCGAGCACUGCAGGCGCCACUGAGCCCUUGGCCGCCAUGGUGGUGGAUGUUGCCGUGGAUGGCGGCGAGGGCGAUGGCAGGCUCCCCCAGGAGUUGGAGACCGUGGAAGCAUGGAGUGGCCUUUUGUCAUUCCUGGCCAAAGGAAGCCGCUUGGUUGCCAACAUGGGGUCGCUCAGUCAAGGGCCACGCCGUGCCUCCUCAGCGGCCUUGGCCCUGGUGGGAGCUGCAGAGCAGCAUGGUUUGCAGGUUUGGUCAACCAUCUAUCCUGGCACUUUGGGAAAGGAUGGUGCUUCCUCAGUCGCCGCAGGCGUCGAUGCCAAUUUGCUCAUCCUUGUGGGUGACGGACUUUGCCGUGAUCGCUGGGAGCGAGCUCAAAAAGGCCGACUGCAAGGGUUUGUGCGAUGGGUCGCUGGUGUGGUCGGCAUUUGUUGA